Chlamydomonas reinhardtii is the source of this 1856-nucleotide messenger RNA. RefSeq lists its product as uncharacterized. The transcript has 3 exons. Bases 104 to 430 code for a protein of 108 amino acids. The record is from RefSeq and is a predicted model, not a curated record. Lineage: Eukaryota; Viridiplantae; Chlorophyta; Chlorophyceae; Chlamydomonadales; Chlamydomonadaceae.
CACAAAGCUUGUUUUACGCACACAUCAGCUGCCGACAAGCAAGCUUGACACUCCUUUCUAAACUACCUGCUACACGUUCGCAUAGCCUCGCUUCGUCUGAAACAUGUCGUCUUCUACCCUUCGCGCUGAGGCUCCCGAGUUCUACCCCAGCUACAUGUACGCGGCCACCGAGUACUACGAGGCUGGCUCGGAGGAGGGCAUUACGGAGGAGGACCUCGAGGAGCUGGAAGCGCUCGAGGCCUGGGUCGAGCAGAUGGCUGCCCUUGACGAGAUGGAGCGCGAGCACCUGAUUGCGACGGCACUCUCGGAGGCAGAGCCGUCCCAGAUCCUCGAGGCUGAGAUGCGCGCUAUGACGCACGAGGAGCAGGAGGCGGCGGCGGCCAGCAAGCGGAAGGGCGACGCCCGCCAUCGCCACCACCACAAGCACUAGACGGCUAAGUUGGUCGUGCUGGUAGCUUAGUUGCGCAUGGCCGGCCACCAAUGUGGGCGCAGAACUGCGCGCGGCUUAGGUUGCAGCGUGACCCCAUUGCACAUGACUCGGGGAUCACAGCUUGCAGGCUGGUAUGAUAGGCUCUUGUUGAUUUGCUGCAUUCACGCAUAUUGCGGAUACGCACGCGCUGCUGCUUACCGAGCUCACUGUACGAUACCUACCUACUGCUUUUGUCUUGGCGUCGUAGCACGCAUCAACCAACAUGAAAAAAACCCAAAAAUAGAAUGAUUGCUCGAGAGAAGUGAUGCUGGAUGCAUGGCGUCGGGUGCUGUUGUAGGUUGAUAGUGGUCUCGUCACAAGUUUUGCAGUGGCUAUGCAGUGACACAAACCCCCACUUCAGUUGGGCGGUAGUCUGGGUUUGCAUACCAAUUGUGAGCGGGAAAAAAGUUUGAAUUGUGUCAACGUCAGGGCGGGGGACACGUGGUGCACGCGCACAGUAUUCAUCUAAUUGUGUGCAAGAACGCCCGUCCUCCACCGCAACCUACUGCUGUGAAUGGAUACGUGCUGUUGCGAUAGGUGUCAGCAGACGGUUUGGGCUUAGCUGAUUGUGCGGCCCGCCGGUGCAUAACAAAGUCACGGCAGGGAGGCUGCUGUGCAGGUUGAUCUCUUGCUAGCACAAUCCCAAAUUGAGAAGAAGGCACGCAGUGCUGUUCGACGCGCAAGUGCAGGCUUGCACGCAGAGCUGGUGAGGUGCACAUGUAACUCAUUGUGUCUGCUACCGUCAGGGUCUCCCCUGGUUACCGUAACAAUAAGAAACAUCGUCGCUCUAUGGGAUGUUCGCGUGAGUCAACUCGAGGUGGACAGUCAUCUAGCGCCGGUGGCGCCUUGGUCCAGCAUGCAGUACUACAGGCGGUCCGUUCCCGGGUUCGCGGGUCACUCCCCUGCUGACGGGUUUGUCAGUUGUUCGUCCCUUUCCCCGAAGGUCACUGCUGUGUGUGAAUUUGUGAUGCACGGUUUCCGGAGUCGGUAGGUUGAUUGCAGUAAUGGUUGAGUGGCACGUACGUGUAAUUUCUUGUGCGGACGACGACCAGGCUUGCUGCUGCGUGUACGGGUCAACUUGUCUUCCUUCUUCUUGUUACUGCCCAUGUAUGGUGGGGGGCUAGCUACCUUAUGUUACUUUUGAGCCUGCGGCUCGGCACCACAGCUGCGGCAGCCGCAGAGGAGGUCAGCGAUCUUGCUACCAAGGAACCCGCCCACCCGCCGUGCGUGCUGGAUGGCUGCUGCGUGUCUGCUGAUGUGCGUGAGGGACAUUGGCUUUCUCGAUCGGCGCGCAUAGGGCAGCACAAGGUCACAUAGCACGCGCCGCGUGUGAGAUCCCGUUCACCAGCAUUGAGAUUGAAUGUUUCCUGCAAGAAAAAGCCUCGCC